AUGUCUGACAACUCCUUUCUCAUCGACUUCAUGAUGGGCGGUGUCUCCGCCGCCGUCUCUAAGACCGCCGCCGCUCCAAUUGAGAGAGUCAAAUUGUUGAUUCAAAACCAAGACGAGAUGAUGAAGCAAGGUCGUUUGGCCAAGAAGUACGACGGUAUCGUUGAGUGCUUCAAGAGAACCGCCGCCGAGGAGGGUGUCUCUUCUUUCUGGAGAGGUAACACCGCCAACGUUGUCAGAUACUUCCCAACCCAAGCCUUGAACUUCGCUUUCAAGGACAAGUUCAAGAAGAUGUUCGGUUUCAAGAAGGAGGAGUCCUACGCUAAGUGGUUCGCCGGUAACUUGGCUUCCGGUGGUAUGGCUGGUGCCACCUCUUUGGCUUUCGUCUACUCUUUGGACUACGCCAGAACCAGAUUGGCCAACGACGCCAAGUCCACCAAGGGUGGUGAGGGCAGACAAUUCAACGGUUUGUUGGACGUCUACAAGAAGACCUUGGCCUCCGACGGUAUUGCUGGUUUGUACAGAGGUUUCGGUCCAUCUGUUAUUGGUAUUGUUGUGUACAGAGGUUUGUACUUCGGUUUGUACGACUCCUUGAAGCCUGUUGUUUUGGUUGGCCCAUUGGAGGGUUCUUUCUUGGCCUCUUUCUUGUUGGGUUGGACUGUCACCACUGGUGCCUCCACUGCCUCUUACCCAUUGGACACUGUUAGAAGAAGAAUGAUGAUGACCUCCGGUCAAGCCGUCAAGUACGACGGUGCUUUUGACUGUUUCAAGAAGGUUGUCGCUGCUGAGGGUAUCCCUUCCUUGUUCAAGGGUUGCGGUGCUAACAUCUUGAGAGGUGUUGCCGGUGCCGGUGUCAUCUCCAUGUACGACCAAUUGCAAGUCAUCUUGUUCGGCAAGAAGUUCUAA
Metschnikowia bicuspidata var. bicuspidata NRRL YB-4993 is the source of this 903-nucleotide messenger RNA. It is a transcript of the gene PET9, whose product is annotated as ADP/ATP carrier protein. The transcript has a single exon. Gene Ontology annotation, cellular component: mitochondrial inner membrane. The coding region runs from base 1 to 903 and encodes 300 amino acids. The record is from RefSeq and is a predicted model, not a curated record. Gene Ontology annotation, biological process: mitochondrial ADP transmembrane transport; mitochondrial ATP transmembrane transport. Gene Ontology annotation, molecular function: ATP:ADP antiporter activity. Lineage: Eukaryota; Fungi; Ascomycota; Pichiomycetes; Serinales; Metschnikowiaceae.